AUGGUCGCCGACAUAGGAGAGGGUACAGACGCAAAGGUCGUCGGUUCAACAGUCUGCCAGGAGCAGAGGAAUGGGAGGAACCCGAACUGGCAGUACUGUGAUAUACAUCUUCGAUGCCAGGCCAUGAGUCCUGACGGGUACAGCUGCACCAAGAACGUCAAAGAUGGUAAUCCGGAGAAGUUCAAGUACUGCAGUGACCACGGAUGCAAAUACUCUCAUUGCGAACACGGCAAGCAUGAAGGCAGCAAAGGGUACUGCCCGGUGCACUGCUGCCUCGCCGCGCCGCACAACUCGUGCGACAAACCGCGGCUGGUCGACGACGGAUCCUUCUUCUGCGAGGUUCACACAUGUGAGGCACAGACUUGCACGGCCGAGGUCGCCGGGAGGGGCGAGAAGGGCGAUGUGAGCCGCAGCUGCGAGAAGCACCGCCAAUGCGCCAGGGACGGGUGCUCACGGCCCUGCCACACGCGGGACACGGGCGCGGCGGUCAAGUGGUGUGGCCUGCACUACUGCCAUGAGGCCUCCUGCCAGAACGACCGCGCGCCGGGCAAUAACCAGCACUGCAGGGAGCAUGUCUGUAUUGAGCCCCUUUGUGCGAGUGGCAAGAAAGACAUGGGCACUGGGCGGUACUGUAUGGAUCACCAGUGCAAGACGGACAGGUGUCUUGAGCGGAGGGAUCACAGGGUCCGUGGGAGUGAGUACUGCGCGCUGCACAUCUGCUGGGUGGAGCGAUGUCCAAAGCCAGCUGCUGUGGCAAACAGGUGUGACGAUCAUCGAUUAUGUCGAGAACCGGGGUGCAAGGAGUACAUAUUCAUCGAGAAGGGGCAGGAGGGAGAUAUCAAGUAUCCAACGUGUGAGAACCACCACAAGACGCAAUGUCCCGCGACCAACCUGGGCGGCAACCGCUGCGACAAGCGCCUCGACAGGAGCCAGAUCCACUGCAAGGAUCACUCAUGCGAGCUGGGCAGCUGCCGAAACCAGCGCAGCUUCGCGUCGGUGCAGUACUGCGAGGCGCACAAGUGCACGGUCGUGGCGUGCCAGCAGCUGCGCAAGAACGCCAUCGCCGGCCUGGAUCUUGCUUCUGGGCCCCUGCGCGCCAGCUUGCUGCUCGGCGGCGGCUGUCUCGGCGGUGUGGGAGGAGAUGGCCUGCUGAUGUCAAGCUACUGCGCCGCGCACGCGUGCGCCGGGGACGGCGGCAGAUGCGGCGACCGCGUAGCCGAGCUGGGCAGGAGCUCAUUCUGCCCGAGGCACGAGUGUUGCUGCCGCGGGUGUGCCAAGGAGGCCACGCGGCAGCCGCGGAGGAGGAGCUCAACGGGGGGUUAUUGUGAUCGACACUAUCAGAGGCGGAGGGGAGGCGAUGGAGUGUUUGGAGGACCGUUUGGGCCGAUGCCCAUGCCCAUGCCCAUGGGGAUGCCCAUGGGAUUUCCUCCUUUCUUUGGUGGUCAGGGGUACGAUAGCAGUGAUUCGGACAGUGAGUCUGAUCGUGGCAGGAGGCCUAGGGGUUUGCCUUUUGGAGGGCCAAUCUUUUGA
Diaporthe amygdali is the source of this 1530-nucleotide messenger RNA. RefSeq lists its product as uncharacterized. The record is from RefSeq and is a predicted model, not a curated record. Bases 1 to 1530 code for a protein of 509 amino acids. NCBI's taxonomy places the organism in Eukaryota, Fungi, Ascomycota, Sordariomycetes, Diaporthales, Diaporthaceae. The transcript is spliced from 5 exons.